Messenger RNA from Candoia aspera, 1516 nucleotides. RefSeq names its product zinc finger protein ZIC 1. Gene Ontology annotation, biological process: regulation of transcription by RNA polymerase II. Gene Ontology annotation, molecular function: DNA-binding transcription factor activity, RNA polymerase II-specific; RNA polymerase II cis-regulatory region sequence-specific DNA binding. The transcript has 3 exons. The record is from RefSeq and is a predicted model, not a curated record. Gene Ontology annotation, cellular component: nucleus. Bases 130 to 1482 code for a protein of 450 amino acids. Lineage: Eukaryota; Metazoa; Chordata; Lepidosauria; Squamata; Candoiidae.
CUCUUCCUUCCCGUUUCUCCUGCCGUUUGUUGGCGGCUGCUUCCUUCUUUUCUCCCCCGCCCUCCCUGCCCCCGAUAAAUCACUUUUGUUCGGCAGUUGCUGCCGCAGCUGCCCGCAAAGCGGGAGAAAAUGCUCUUGGAUGCUGGACCGCAGUACCCGGCCAUCGGUGUGACGACCUUCGGCUCCUCUCGCCACCACUCCACGGGCGAUGUGACGGAGCGUGAGGUGGGACUGGGCAUCAACCCCUUCGCCGACGCCGGCAUGGGUGCCUUCAAGCUCAACCCCAGCAGCCACGAGCUGGCCUCGGCCGGCCAGACCGCCUUCACCUCGCAGGCCCCGGGCUACGCGGCGGCGGCGGCGCUGGGACACCACCACCACCACCCGGGCCACGUCGGCUCCUACUCCAGCGCGGCCGCCUUCAACUCCACGCGGGACUUUCUUUUCCGCAACCGGGGCUUUGGGGAGGCGGCCGCGGCGGCCAGCGCGCAGCACAGCCUCUUCGCCUCGGCAGCCGGCAGCUUCGGCGGGCCCCACGGGCAUGGCGAGGCGGCGGGCCAUCUCCUCUUCCCGGGCCUCCACGAGCAAGCCACAAGCCACGCGUCGCCCAACGUGGUCAACGGGCAGAUGCGCCUCGGCUUCUCUGGAGACAUGUACGGCCGGCCGGAGCAGUAUGGCCAGGUGACCAGCCCGCGCUCCGAGCACUACGCGUCCCCCCAGCUGCACGGCUACGGCCACAUGAAUAUGAACAUGGCAGCCCAUCACGGAGCGGGGGCCUUCUUCCGUUACAUGAGGCAGCCCAUCAAGCAGGAGCUCAUCUGCAAGUGGAUCGAGCCCGAGCAGUUGGCUAACCCGAAAAAGUCCUGCAACAAAACUUUCAGCACCAUGCACGAGCUGGUGACUCACGUCACCGUGGAGCACGUUGGCGGGCCCGAGCAGUCCAACCACAUCUGCUUCUGGGAAGAGUGUCCCAGGGAAGGGAAGCCUUUCAAGGCCAAAUAUAAACUGGUCAACCACAUCCGCGUCCACACGGGGGAGAAACCUUUCCCUUGCCCGUUCCCGGGAUGCGGCAAGGUCUUCGCUCGGUCGGAAAAUCUCAAAAUCCACAAAAGGACGCACACAGGUGAAAAACCCUUUAAGUGUGAAUUCGAGGGCUGUGACAGGCGCUUCGCCAACAGUAGUGAUCGCAAAAAGCAUAUGCAUGUCCACACGUCAGAUAAACCUUAUCUCUGCAAAAUGUGUGAUAAGUCCUACACGCAUCCCAGCUCCCUACGAAAACACAUGAAGGUCCACGAAUCCUCCUCCCAGGGGUCCCAGCCUUCCCCCGCUGCCAGCUCGGGCUAUGAAUCUUCAACUCCCCCAACCAUCGUUUCUCCAUCCACAGAAAACCAGACCACAAGUUCCUUAUCCCCUUCGUCUUCAGCAGUCCAUCACACGUCCAGCCACAGUACGCUCACGUCAAAUUUUAACGAAUGGUACGUUUAAACAAACAAACAAACAUAGGCAAAAGCGACCUAUU